UAGGCUGGUUGCUUUUUUAUUCCUCAUUCAGUCGAAAGCAAGCGAAGGCAUCAGGCGACGUGAAAACGACGAGAAAAAUGGCAUUCCAAAUUAAUUUUACCGUGGUUUUCCUUAAUAAAUUGACGGCUAAUAACCUAAUCUGUCAUCAGUUUACCAUAAGCAAGAGAAUGCCGUUGAAGCACUUGAUGUUAAAGGCUGCCGAACAUUGGGGAUUGGACCCCAAGUUUUGGUCUCUGAUGACAAUCGAAGGAAUGCGCCUGCGGCCCUACGACACGGCCCACCUACUGAACCUAAAGGGCCACCAGGUCUUGUGCAUCACUCGGAAAACGAUUUCAAGACAUUCGGGUUGCAAACUUCGCUAUAACUAUAGCACAAAGAAAAUGUGCAGGAAGAACAGCAAAUGAUGAAAUGCAGAUAGCCAAAUUUUGUCAGCUGGAAAUGAUGAUUAUUAAAUGAGUGCCAUUGGAUAACUGAACCCAGUUCAUCACUGAAUAAAAUACAUACAGCAUUCAUUUAUUUGGCUCCGUUUCAGCCACAUUUUCAAAGGGCUGUAGAAUUUUAAAUGGGAUUUUCGACUUAUUGUCAAUACCCAUCAAUACCUCUCAAAAUUGUUGAAAUCUGACUAUCCAUGAAAAGUUAUAAGCAAAUGAAAAUAGGACGGACGCUAGGUGG
This is a messenger RNA of Drosophila biarmipes, 672 nucleotides long. RefSeq lists its product as uncharacterized. The record is from RefSeq and is a predicted model, not a curated record. NCBI's taxonomy places the organism in Eukaryota, Metazoa, Arthropoda, Insecta, Diptera, Drosophilidae. The transcript is spliced from 2 exons. The coding region runs from base 78 to 404 and encodes 108 amino acids.